This is a messenger RNA of Meloidogyne enterolobii, 315 nucleotides long. Lineage: Eukaryota; Metazoa; Nematoda; Chromadorea; Rhabditida; Meloidogynidae. The record is from the annotation of a GenBank genome assembly.
AUGGCAACCGUGAGGCUAACCCAGGUUAUGACCGCCCUAGUGGAGGAAAUGCUCAUAGACAGCCUGGAGGGCCAUCAGGCAAUAGCCGACAUGGAGAAGUAUCAGGUCAUGGCUUUUAUGAAGGAGGAUCAGGCUAUGGCCACUCUGAAGGGCAAUCGGGUCAUCGAAGCCAUGGAGAAUCAAGUUAUAGUCGCGAUGGGCACGGAUCAGGCUAUGAACGCCAUGGAGGAGGAUCAAGUUAUCGCCGCGAUGACGAAGGAUCUGAUGAUGAAGCGAAUGAUGAUCAUGGAUUUUCUUCAUGAAAAUGCAGCAUAA